AUGCCACCCAGAAGACGCAGGAUGUCGGAGCAGUUCUACGAGGAAAUGAAGACUCUACUUGAUCAGAAGGACUCAAUCAGACGUGAAGUUGAGACUCUCGAAGCUGAAGAAAAGCUACAGGAAAUUCAACUCGCCAGACUCACGCAGGCCAUUGAAGACCAUGAAGUUGCGUCUCUCAGACAACAACCCAGGCUCGCCAUACCUGUUGGAACGAAAGAUGGACCGCUUACCAGUGACAAGCAUGUUCCACUUUUCAGAAUGUUCAGGGAGACCAGCAUGGAGAAGGAGGAGGGUCACGAUGCUGAAGAUGAGUAUCGCCAAGCUGCAUAUCUCAACCAACAAUCGGAGCGUAUCAUGCCUAUCAGGACGAACGCUCAACGGCCUGCCAGUGACAAGCAUCUUCUACCUUUCAGAAUGUUCAGAGAGACCGCCACAGAGAAGGGAGAAGAUCACAAUGCCAAAGUCGAAGAUCACGAAGCUGCAUAUUUCGAACAACUAUCGGAGCGUGUUAUGCCUACCAGGACGAAAGAUCAACGGCCUCCUAGUGACAAGCAUCCUCCACUUUUCAGAACGUUCAGGGAGACUGCCACCAAGAAGGAGGAAGAGCACGAUGCCAAAGAUGAUGAUAUCAAGAGGGACAUGUCUGCCGAGGUCGAUGAGGUGAAAGCAGAGGAAACGUUUUUCGAGGAGGCAUUCAUUAAAGAUGAAGGUGAAAGUAAAUCGCUCUGA
This is a messenger RNA of Ramularia collo-cygni, 729 nucleotides long. RefSeq lists its product as uncharacterized. Lineage: Eukaryota; Fungi; Ascomycota; Dothideomycetes; Mycosphaerellales; Mycosphaerellaceae. The record is from RefSeq and is a predicted model, not a curated record. The coding region runs from base 1 to 729 and encodes 242 amino acids. The transcript has a single exon.